AUGUCUGAGAAGAAGUACGCUCUCGCCCGGGUCAGCAUCUGCGACCCUCGCCUCGUCCCGGCCGGCACCCCACCCAAGGACAUCAAGUGGGAGUCGUACGUUCACUGUACCAUCUCAGCAACUCCAUCGCCAGACGGCUCGUCAUUACAACUGGAAAUGAGGACAUCUUCGACAUCUCUCGUAUCACGCAAAUUUCUGCCACUAUCCACUUUGCAGUCACCUUUUCGGCGUAUCACCUACACGGACAAGCAAGCAGCCUUCAGAUACGACUGGCCUGCCGAAUCAUCUCAACCACCCAAUACUAAGGCGAUGCAGGAAUGCUUCCAACUUAUCUUCAAAGAACCUACAGACCUCACCGCCCUCCUCGAGAGCCUCGGACCCUUCUUCUCGGCCACCCCUAGUACCAUCAAACCCAUUACCCUCACGGUCUCUCAAGUUCCACCCGCAAAGUCUGCACCCAAGGUUACCCAUAGAAGUAGUUCUGCGGCCAAAAAGAAGGUUGCUCCGAAACCGAAAAGCAAUGGCAAAAAGGGGGAUGGCGGAGAUGCUAUGAUUGUUCAAUGUGUUGGCGGUCCGGCAAACCUUUCGGCGGUCGACGAUAACAGGACUCAGCCUGCCGAUUCGACCACUUUGCCUUCCUCCAAUCAGGGUCCCUCUAGAACACCUCUCUCACCUUCAUCUCUCGUUCUCAAUCAAGCCGACAACCAACAGACUAGGCCGAUGGUCCCUCUCCACGUAACAGAGAUAGCUCCUCAACCCUCGCCCACUCGUCCACCAUCUACGUCUACCAGUUCAGCCCUCACCACUCCCCUUGGUGGAUCCAAAACUACCUUCCCGGAAGACCCCGACAUAGCAAGUCUGAAGAGGAAGCUUCUAGCUGGACCUGAGCCGACCUCGACCGGAUCCAAGGCAGCACACAGCAAAUCCCCUCCUGCACAACUCGCUCCUGCCCCCAGCGUGGUCUAUCCACCCUUCACCACCUACAAACCUCAGUCAGCAGACAGCGCGCCGUCUCAGCCUCAACAAACUUCAUCUCAACUCCCUUCGUCUAUGGCUCUCGUCAAGCCGCCAACAUCACCCAACCUCAUCUGCCUCUCCUCACCUUUAAUCUCGACAGCCCCCUCCCCGCCGCGGACAGCGUUGAAACCCAACCCUCUAGACGAUCUGUUGGACCUGGACAGCAGCUGCAUGGAGUUUGUGCCGAUGAUGACUCGAGAGCAAGAAGAAUUGGAGACAAAGAGGAGGUUGGAAGAGGAAGAUCUGGAUGAAGAGUAUACACUACCAAACGACGGCAACGACAUACCACCAGCGCAUCAGGCAUUCCAGACUACAGUGGCUCUUGUCGUAGCCUUUGGCUCACCUUUACACGAGCUUGGAGAAGAAGACAUGGACGAUCUGAUUAGCACAUGUAUGGCAAGCGAUGGCUUUGACUUGCUGUACAGAAAGGUGUCCUACCUGCUGAGUCGGCGCAAUUCCCUACAGCUAUAUGCACCGGCGACACCUUCCCUCGGCACGCCUUUGGAUCUCGAUGAUAUGCCGUCGUCCAGGAUACUAACACCUCCAACCGAAUCCUACCCUCUGGGCUUUUUCGAUCAACCAUCCGCCUUUUCCCAAGGCCGAAGCGGCCAAUACUACGACUUUCCUCAGACCGAUACCCAGCCAUCCUUUGUUCCCGAGACACCGGGGUACAGCUACUCCAGCAAGAGGUCCUACUGUGGUGAUUUCAGCGAGCAUGACCAGGAGAAGCGAAUGCACAUGUGCUUUGAGGAGGAAGAGGACGUGUAUGAUGAUCUGGAGGAGGAGGAUAUGAGGCUGUGA
This is a messenger RNA of Cryptococcus amylolentus CBS 6039, 1818 nucleotides long. RefSeq lists its product as hypothetical. NCBI's taxonomy places the organism in Eukaryota, Fungi, Basidiomycota, Tremellomycetes, Tremellales, Cryptococcaceae. The coding region runs from base 1 to 1818 and encodes 605 amino acids. The record is from RefSeq and is a predicted model, not a curated record. The transcript has 7 exons.